Fusarium oxysporum Fo47 is the source of this 850-nucleotide messenger RNA. Its product is annotated as acyl-CoA N-acyltransferase. Bases 1 to 666 code for a protein of 221 amino acids. NCBI's taxonomy places the organism in Eukaryota, Fungi, Ascomycota, Sordariomycetes, Hypocreales, Nectriaceae. The record is from RefSeq and is a predicted model, not a curated record. The transcript has 2 exons. Gene Ontology annotation, molecular function: acyltransferase activity, transferring groups other than amino-acyl groups.
AUGGCAGCUGCAUACAUCGACGAUGAACAAGAUGCAUACAUGUUUCCUGGUCGAAAGAAGUAUCUCAAAAAGUAUUUGAAAACAAAAGAGAGCAUUGUUCGUCAUGGGAUGGACGAUCCAACCGGAACAACUAUCGUUGCUGAACUUGAAGAGGGGGAUGAUGGCUGGACUGGACAAUCUGAGCUUAUUGGAUUGUGUAUCUGGUAUCGAGAUCAAGAGAAGGACGACGAGAAAGCAGUAGAGCCAGAGACAAAAGAGCCUCUCCUACAAAGCAAAGGCCUUGAAGCUGUUGACUACAUGACAGAUAUGCUAGACCCUCUUACAUCAGCUUCUAACGCCGCAACCAUGGCCCGCACUUGUCGCCUGCCAUCUUCAAAACGCUACUUCGGCACCGACCCAGGCGAUUGCGCCAUGUAUGGUAUUAUGGACAUCGCUGUCGAUCCAAGAUACCAAGGCCGCGGUGUUGCGAGGGAAUUGGUAAAAUGGGGGAUGAAUAAGGCAGCAGAGGAAGGUGUCCCAAUUGAGUUGUCAGCAACUCCAGCAGGAUCUGGACUGUACGAGAAGCUGGGCUUCAAGAAGAUUGGCGUUUGGCGAUGGAAGCCUGGUAUGGAAGGUGAGGAUGGUAUGGGAGGAUGGGAUAUAAUGUGGUGGCAGAAAGACCAGUGAUUCUAUAUUAGGAUGGUAUCUUUCGCCUGUUUUAGGGAAGAUGAUUACAGACCUGGGCUGGCUUCCAGGCUACCCUUAUCUAUCCCUUCUAUCUGACAGACGGAGGGGUGUAAUAAGCUAGAUAUCAGUUGAGGGAUUUGGAACCUUCUUCUAAAGAUAAGGAAUCGAUGUUCCGAGGUGUGAG